AAGCUGCUCCCUUUGCCACAUUAUAACUAGUAGGGGAUCUACACCAGCCAUGGCCACAGCUGCCUCUAAUCCCUACAGCAUUCUCAGUUCCAGCUCCUUAGUCCAUGCAGACUCCGCGGGCAUGCAGCAAGGGAGUCCUUUCAGAAACCCUCAGAAACUUCUCCAAAGUGACUACUUACAGGGAGUUCCUAGCAAUGGGCAUCCUCUCGGACACCACUGGGUGACCAGCCUCAGUGAUGGGACCCCGUGGUCCUCCACGCUAGCGACGAGCCCCCUCGACCAGCAAGACGUGAAGCCAGGAAGAGAAGAUCUCCAGCUUGGCGCAAUCAUCCAUCACAGGUCGCCUCAUGUGUCUCACCACUCGCCCCAUACAAAUCAUCCCAACGCAUGGGGAGCCAGUCCAGCUCAUAACUCAUCGAUAACCUCCAGUGGACAGCCUAUUAAUGUCUACUCGCAACCGGGCUUCACAGUCAGUGGCAUGUUGGACCAUGGGGGGCUAACACCACCUCCUGUCUCCGCCACUACCCAAAGCUUGCACCCAGUGCUGAGGGACACCGCAGAUCAUGGAGAUAUAGGCUCCCAUCACUGUCAGGAUCACUCUGACGAGGAGACGCCGACAUCAGAUGAGUUGGAACAGUUCGCAAAGCAGUUCAAACAAAGGAGAAUCAAGUUGGGAUUCACUCAAGCAGACGUUGGCUUAGCACUAGGGACUCUCUAUGGCAAUGUUUUCUCCCAGACUACUAUCUGCAGGUUUGAGGCUCUGCAGCUCAGCUUUAAGAACAUGUGCAAACUGAAGCCGCUGCUAAACAAGUGGCUGGAAGAGGCAGAUUCAUCUACCGGCAGCCCGACUAGUAUUGACAAAAUAGCAGCCCAAGGUAGGAAAAGAAAGAAGAGAACCUCGAUAGAGGUGAGUGUCAAAGGGGUUUUGGAAACUCAUUUUCUUAAAUGUCCCAAACCUGCAGCCCAAGAGAUCUCCUCCUUGGCAGACAGCCUGCAGUUAGAGAAAGAAGUGGUGCGUGUCUGGUUUUGUAAUAGAAGACAAAAAGAGAAAAGAAUGACUCCACCAGGGGAUCAGCAGCAGCAUGAGGUUUAUUCUCAUAACGUGAAAACAGACACAUCCUGCCAUGAUCUUUGACUAUAGGGCUCGGCUCGCAGACAGGACUGAGAACAGCGCGGAUUUUCUAAGAGGGUUUUAACUUAUGCUUAAAGAGGAAACAAAAACAAAUACUCGAAGACUUAGAGCACGGGGCCCCCUGCUCUUCCGCCUGGGCAAUAUUUUCUCUCAAACCUUUUCGCUGAUCAGUGCAUAUUGUUUACUAUCAAACAAGGUUUGUUUUCGGUUUCCACUAGGAAGAAAAAAAAAUAAAGACAGAUGUGUGCCUAUGAAUAACCUUCCAGCGCCUUGGUUAUAUCAGCUGUAUUUCAGGUGAAUCUGUUUUACAAUAGACUAGUUUUGCAUUUUUAAAGACUUAUAUAGCGUUUUUAAAUGGCUGAGGUGUUUUACUACAAACUGUACACAAUAUUUGUGGCAUAAUUUGUACCGAAUUGAUCAGUCAUCAUUCCCCUCCCCCCCCCCCGCUCCAUGCCACUGUUACUGUAGUGGGGAGAAGAGGUAAUUCCCUUCGCUUCCCUUCAUUCCCCCAAAUUCCAUACUAGAGGAGUGGGGUCCCCCUUCUGCACCCCAAAGGCAGAAAGCUGUGCCUCCUUUGACUGUAACACAGCUGACUGCCGCUUGCACGUUGUGAAGAAUAACAGACUGAUUUGUUGCAGCUUUUCCUUCUUUUCAAAUAACUUCCUAAAACCACGAAAUGGUUCAGAUUGAAAUUCUGAAAUAAAUCCCCCGAUUCCCUGUCACGCCUCCAAGGAGGGAAAAAAAGCGAUCUGAAAUUAAGCACUGUAGCUAAAAUAAAGGAUUUGUCCCUUCUUUUUUCUCUGAAAACGUGUUGGGCUUCUGAUCAGCAGCAGACUGCGAAGGUCUGUAGUAAAACACCUUAAUAAUUCUGCGCUUUGGCUUCAGAAAUCAGUUUCUCUGUAUUUUUGUUUCAGUAUUAAAGAGGGAUUCUGAGGUGUCUCAAUGAAUUUCGGGGAAAUGCCCGCCUUUGUUUCAUGCUGAGCUUAUUUUCGUCUCACAGGGAAAUGCUAGAUUUGUUGAAAAGCUUUUCAUUAAAAAAAUAAACAAACAAAAAAGGCAAGUGAAUAAAAAUGCUAAAAACGUGUAACCAUUUUUUCUGGCAUAUGAAGGAGCGGUGCUGUAUCCUCCCCUUCUUCCCAGCCCUCAGUGGAGAUGUACCGUGUGUGUGUGUACACAG
Molecule: messenger RNA, 2309 nt
Organism: Chelonoidis abingdonii (Abingdon island giant tortoise)
Lineage: Eukaryota; Metazoa; Chordata; Testudines; Testudinidae
Gene: POU3F4
Product: POU class 3 homeobox 4
Biological process (GO): regulation of transcription by RNA polymerase II; brain development
Cellular component (GO): nucleus
Molecular function (GO): RNA polymerase II cis-regulatory region sequence-specific DNA binding; DNA-binding transcription factor activity, RNA polymerase II-specific
Source: RefSeq, a predicted model, not a curated record